Pygocentrus nattereri (red-bellied piranha) is the source of this 3957-nucleotide messenger RNA. RefSeq names its product ubiquitin specific peptidase 33 (gene usp33). Gene Ontology annotation, molecular function: zinc ion binding; cysteine-type deubiquitinase activity. Bases 1 to 2691 code for a protein of 896 amino acids. Gene Ontology annotation, biological process: protein deubiquitination. The transcript is spliced from 23 exons. Lineage: Eukaryota; Metazoa; Chordata; Actinopteri; Characiformes; Serrasalmidae. The record is from RefSeq and is a predicted model, not a curated record.
AUGCCGGCCAGCUCGAGCUGUGACUGCCUGCACCUGGAGUGCGUCGGAGAAAUCACUAAAGAAGAGCUCAUUCAAAAGUCUCACGGCCAGUGUCAGGACUGCAAAGUUGGGGGACCAAACCUCUGGGCCUGCCUGGAAAAUGGCUGUGCAUAUGUUGGCUGUGGAGAGUCUCAUGCUGACCACAGCACUGUCCACUCUCAGGAGACGCGGCACAACCUGACCGUCAAUCUGACCACGCUGAGGGUGUGGUGUUACGCCUGCACCAAAGAAGUCUUCCUGGACAGGAAGCUGGGGCCUCCCACCCUGCUGCCUGGCGCCGUCCAACCCAUCUCCCCCCUGCAGACUCCCAUCCAGGAGCCCGUGGCCCCCGGCAGCCCAACGUCCCUGAGAGUCCCACCACCCGGAGCCUGCGAGGACCUGGACAUGGAGACUGAAGAGGAGGACGAUUUGAGAAGCAGAGGGCUGACCGGGCUGAAGAACAUCGGCAACACUUGCUAUAUGAACGCGGCCCUGCAGGCUCUCUCCAACUGUCCUCCGCUGACGCAGUUUUUCCUGGACUGCGGCGGCCUGGUCAGAACGGACAAGAAGCCGGCUCUGUGUAAAAGCUACCAGAAGCUGAUCACAGACCUGUGGCACAAAAACAGGCCGUCCUUUGUCGUCCCUACAAAUCUGUUCCAGGGAAUCAAAGCAGUCAAUCCAAUGUUUCGGGGCUACUCCCAGCAGGACUCUCAGGAGUUCCUACGCUGUCUGAUGGAUCAGCUGCACGAGGAGCUGAAGGAGACCGUGGUGGAGCCCGAGGACCAAAGUCCGGUGGCCAGCGUGGACGACAGCCCGGACGAAGACGACCGCAGCCGUUCAGAUAGUGACUUCCAGUCCUGCGAGUCGUGCAGCGCGGACAGCGAGGGUCCCCGGGGCCCAGAGGAGGCCGAAGAGGCUGACAUGCUGAUCCCAGAUGAGGAGAAGGCCAACAGAGAGUGGCAGAAAGAAAAGAACCUCAUUAACAACCUGUACCGCGCUGGCUCCCACGGUGACCUCGACAAGGACGUGGACACGACCAAUGAGAACAGGACCAUCAUUAGCAGCCAGGGGGCUAUCAAGCAAGGCAAGGCUGCAGACACCAACCCUGAGAUCCAGGUCAGCAACAAUGCCCGGUCCCAAAGCCCCAGUGCCAAUGAGGGAAUCGUCCCCAAACUGUCCAGCAGUCCCCCAAAAUCUACCCCCAUGUGGCCUAGCUUGAGCUCAGCUCACAAGAAAGUGACCUCGUUCGCACCGCCGAAGAGCAAGCGUCAGAGGAAGUAUCGCAGCGUCAUCUCUGACAUUUUUGACGGCACCAUUGUUAGUUCCGUUCAGUGCCUGACCUGUGACAGGGUGUCGGUGACACUGGAGAACUUCCAAGACAUCUCGCUGCCCAUCCCGGGGAAAGAGGAUCUGGCUAAGUUGCACUCCUCUUCCCAUCAGACCGCCUUGGUGAAGGCAGGGUCCUGCGGCGAGGCGUACGCCCCUCAGGGCUGGAUUGCCUUCGUAAUGGAGUACAUCAAGAGCUGGUUCUGGGGCCCUGUGGUCACACUUCAGGACUGUCUGGCUGCCUUCUUUGCUCGAGAUGAGCUAAAAGGGGAUAACAUGUACAGCUGCGAGAAGUGCAAGAAAUUACGGAACGGAGUCAAGUUCUGCAAAGUCCAGAGUUUACCAGAGAUCUUGUGCAUUCACCUGAAGCGCUUCAGACAUGAGCUGAUGUUCUCCACUAAAAUCAGCACUCACGUCUCCUUCCCACUAGACGGCCUGGACUUGCAGCCCUUCCUGGCCAAGGACAGCUCGGCCCAGAUCACCACCUACGAUCUGCUGUCCGUCAUCUGCCAUCACGGCACAGCCAGCAGCGGUCACUACAUCGCGUACUGUCGAAAUGACCUGAACCAGCUGUGGUAUGAGUUUGAUGACCAGAGCGUGACCGAAGUCUCAGAGUCCUGUGUUCAGAAUGCUGAGGCCUACGUGCUCUUCUACAAGAAGAGCAACGAGGAGGCCCAGAAAGAGAGGCGGAGGGUGACGGCACUGCUCAACAUGAUGGAGCCCAGCCUGCUGCAGUUCUACAUCUCACGCCAGUGGCUCAACAAGUUCAGGACCUUCGCUGAGCCUGGUCCCAUCUCCAAUCACGACUUCCUGUGCGCUCAUGGAGGUGUGCCGCCACAUAAGGCCACGUACAUCGACGACCUCGUUCUCAUGCUCCCCCAGAAUGUUUGGGACCACCUGUACAGCAGAUACGGUGGAGGCCCUGCUGUCAACCACCUGUACGUCUGCCACACCUGCCAGAUGGAGAUCGAGAAGCUGGAGAAGCGCCGCAAGAACGAGCUGGACAUGUUCGUCCGGCUGAAUAAGGCCUUCCAGGAGGAGGAGUCUCCAGUGGUUAUUUACUGCAUCAGCAUGCACUGGUUCAGAGAAUGGGAGGCUUUUGUCAAAGGCAAAGACAAUGAUCCACCAGGACCAAUCGACAACUCAAAGAUCGCUGUGAAUAAGAAUGGGCACAUCACACUCAAGCAAGGUGCUGAUUCGGGGCAGAUUUCCGAGGAGACCUGGAACUUCCUCCACUCCAUCCACGGCGGCGGGCCGGUGGUGACGGUGCGGCCGAGCGUCAGCCACCAAGAAGUGGACACCUCCCAGGCCGAAGAGAAGAUCGAAGUGGAGACGCGCAGUGUGUAGCAGAAUCAACCUGCUGCCAUUUAAUCGGGGACUGGAAAACGUUUGUUGUUUUGCACUCGACUCUUUCGUUUUGGUUUUUUUUUUUUUUUUGGCUCUCAAGCAUUCGAGCUAAGGGCCUGACCACGCCUUCCCUGAUCCCCCCCCACUCCGAGCAGACACCUCUACCACAGUCUUGAUUCCCUACGCAACCCAUUCCUACUGCAGAGAAGCGGAAUAAAUGUGUCUCAGAAUAUGCUUCAUGUUUGUAUAUACAGCACCGUCUGUUCACAUUCUGUCUGCGCUGUUGACUAGUUAGGCUUAAAGGAGCGACAAGUGGAACUUCCCCCUAAACGUCACCAAAGCUGUGCAAGUGAAUGAGUCUUUCUGAUUGGAUGAAAAGCAAGCGAACCUUCCUGCCAACCCACCAGUCCAGCCAACCAUGAACAUGUCAUUUAUCGCUCCUUUAAGGUAGAAUCUUGGAAAACAAAACACCUUUUGAGUUUUACGUGCAGCCGAGGACAUCACAAAUGUAUCGUGACCAAAUAGAGAAGAAUCGUCAGUGAGUUAUGUAGGUGAAGAAUUCCAAUACGUCGUACUGUGCUCGUCGUCCGGUUUUGAAAAGGAAAACGUCCGUCUUAGAGAACGGACGCUCCACCUGAGAUUACGAAGGGAUCCGAAGCACUAAAUAGUCUCAGGAAAGGACAUUUAUUUCUUUCUGUUUUGCACUGUUUCCGUAGGCCUCCAGCUCUGCAUGCUCCGAUACUGAUGUCCGAUUUAUAUCUGAAUGUACUAGUACUUAACGAACACAGAGUUUCCUGCGUUAUAUGUUAUUUAUUCCAGAGGAGGUAAUGUGAUUUACUAUAAUGUUUAUACCUUUUUAUGUUUUUUUUUUUUAAUUCGGCAAGCCAAACCCGAUCUGAAGUGCAUGCGGAUAGGAAGGAUGUGAUUUUUAGGCCGAAGCUCCACUCUAUUUGCAUGUAGAUGCAGAGCUGCUCUAGAAGAACCAGGCGCACAUUUAAGGCAGUCUCGUUUAAAAUGUAUGUUUUUAAAAAAAAAAGACGUAUGGAUCAACUACAGCUGUUUAAGGUUCGAGGCAUUAUUCUCUGUAUAUAAUGGCAUGAUUGAUUUAUUAUGUUUUUCUUUUAUUUUCAAUGCGCAUCGACUAAAACAACGGCAGGUGUAUCUGUGAUUUUUGAAUGCUGUACUCGAAGAAUGAUUCCCAAACACGUCUGUCAGUUGGUUUUGGUUGGCCGAAAAAUUAAACCCAAAAUUAUUCAGUGGAAAAAA